Onychostoma macrolepis is the source of this 2293-nucleotide messenger RNA. RefSeq names its product septin 7a (gene septin7a). Gene Ontology annotation, molecular function: GTP binding; molecular adaptor activity; GTPase activity. Gene Ontology annotation, cellular component: septin ring; septin complex; cell division site. Gene Ontology annotation, biological process: cytoskeleton-dependent cytokinesis; cilium assembly. Bases 16 to 1305 code for a protein of 429 amino acids. The record is from RefSeq and is a predicted model, not a curated record. The transcript has 14 exons. NCBI's taxonomy places the organism in Eukaryota, Metazoa, Chordata, Actinopteri, Cypriniformes, Cyprinidae.
AACAACUUGAUCUGAAUGCUCUCCAAAGUAGCACAACAGAAGAACCUUGAGGGCUACGUGGGAUUCGCAAAUCUCCCCAACCAAGUGUACAGAAAGUCUGUGAAGAGGGGCUUCGAAUUCACUCUCAUGGUCGUUGGAGAAUCAGGUUUGGGGAAGUCUACACUCAUCAACUCCCUGUUCCUGACAGACUUGUAUUCUCCAGAGUAUCCCGGACCCUCUCACAGAAUCAAGAAAACCGUUCAGGUGGAGCAGUCCAAGGUACUGAUUAAAGAGGGUGGAGUUCAACUGCUGCUCACCAUUGUGGACACGCCAGGAUUCGGAGAUGCUGUGGAUAACAGUAACUGCUGGCAGCCCGUCAUCGAUCACAUCGACAGCAAGUUUGAGGAUUACCUAAAUGCAGAGUCACGCGUCAAUCGACGUCAGAUGCCCGACAGCCGAGUGCACUGCUGUCUCUACUUCAUCGCCCCCUCUGGUCAUGGACUGAAACCACUGGAUAUUGAGUUCAUGAAACGGUUACAUGAAAAAGUGAACAUCAUCCCACUCAUCGCCAAAGCAGACACACUGACUCCAGAGGAGUGCCAACAGUUCAAGAAGCAGAUAAUGAGAGAGAUCCAGGAACAUAAGAUCAAAAUCUAUGAGUUCCCGGAGACUGAUGACGAGGAAGAGAGCAAGCUAGUCAAGAAGAUUAAGGACCGUCUGCCGCUGGCUGUGGUGGGCAGUAACACCAUCAUCGAGGUCGAUGGGAAGCGUGUGAGGGGCAGGCAGUACCCCUGGGGCGUGGCAGAAGUGGAGAAUGGGGAGCACUGUGACUUCACAAUCCUUCGAAACAUGCUCAUCAGAACUCACAUGCAGGACCUGAAGGACGUGACCAACAACGUCCAUUAUGAGAACUAUCGCAGCAGGAAACUGGCCGCUGUCACUUACAACGGCGUCGACAACAACAAGGCCAAAGGCCAACUCACAAAAUCUGACACAGUUGAAGGCAUGAGCCCACUGGCACAGAUGGAGGAGGAGAGGAGAGAACAUGUGACGAAGAUGAAGAAGAUGGAGAUGGAGAUGGAGCAGGUGUUUGAGAUGAAGGUCAAGGAGAAGAUCCAGAAACUCAGAGACUCUGAGACAGAGCUGCAGCGGCGUCAUGAACAGAUGAAGAAGAACCUGGAGGCCCAGCAUAAGGAGCUGGAGGAGAAAAGACGUCAGUUCGAGGAGGAGAAGGUCAGCUGGGAGGCCCAACAACGCAUGCUGGAGCAGCAGAAACUGGACGCUUCCAGGACUUUGGAAAAGAACAAAAAGAAGAAGAUCUUUUAAACCACUUGGACCAUCACCACGUCCUAGUUGCCAAUUAAACCACCCGGGACCCUCAGUCAGUCUGUCGACCAAAACCAUCAAUUUAUAUAAAGCCCUGUGUUUUUUUUUGUUUGUUUUUUGUUUUUUUAUUUGAUUUGUUUUUUUCGAUGGGUCGCCGUGUCUCUGUGCGCCCCACUGACCUGGAAACACUUAACUCUGUCCACCCAUUAGUCUCUUUUUCCACAUUUACCAGACCAGACAGAAACUGAGAGCGCCAUGGAGCGCCUAAUCUUAAACAAAAUAAAACAUACAAACUUCUCAGAGAUAUGCAAUAUUGUUAGGAUUUUGAAUUUGUAAAGCGUCAAAUUCCCCUCCUGCACCGUGUGUUUGUUUAGUGUUUUUAGACCCGAGGUCACUUCCUCCUCCUCUCAAUAAAGGCUGAAUCUUACCUCAGGCAUUUAUGGCCUUUAAACAACGACCUUUUUGUGGCUUCUUCUUUUCCCCUUCCCGAAAUGUUAAGUUCUUCCAAUAUUUGCGUAAUUUAAAUUAUUUAGCCAUGGACCUUAGCCAUUCAUGAAAUGUGUUUUUCAAUUACUAUUAUUUUGUCAGUUUGUUUUUCAUAUAAAGUUCCAGUUCACUGUUUUAAGUGCUUGCACAUCUACACAUCCUUUAUGAAUGUCACAUGAUUUGUCCAUGGAUCGACAUUAUGCAAUAGAGGAUUCAUGGCACGUGAUGAGGUGUUUGUGAGGGAUUUGUUGAUGCUGGUGUGUUUCCUGCUCUUCCUCAUGUAAACUGAUUCAGGAACAGUGAGCUGGUGUUCUUGGCCAGUUGAUGUGUGUGUGUUUUCUCUAUAGGCACGAAUUCCCAUCUGAGCUGGCCUCCCCGAUACCACGCUUCGCUCUCGGUCAUGUACAACUGCAACUUUUUUAUUAUUUUGUUUCUCUUUGUUGUGCUUUUUCAUUUUUAUUGUACAAAGUCACAUAAUAAACUUGUGAUGAUUCCAUUUGAA